UUUCGAAAAUUCUAAAUUGUAGGUUGAAGGCUUAGAUUAGAGGUCACAACUCAGAAGAUUAAAGUUCAAGAGAUAAUUCAAAUGAGUAUAGAUAAAUAAAUGAGAAACUUAUUUUUUUGCAUUUUCAGAUUUAUAUAAAUUCUCAAUCUUUCUUUGCCUGGAUUUCAUCCUGACAACACGUUUAUUUACAUAGGUCUUUUUGAAAUUGAAGAUGCAAUUCGCUGGCAAAGUAGUUUUAAUAACCGGAGCCAGCUCAGGAAUUGGAGCUGCAGCAGCUAAACUUUUUAGUGAACAUGGUGCAAAACUCGCUUUAGCUGGUAGAAAUAUUGAUAAUUUAAAUAAUGUUUCAAAACAGUGCAGUGUUGCAUGUCCAGAAAGCACAUCAAAUCCUUUUAUUGUAACGGGUGAGCUCACUAAUGAAAAUGACGUGAAAGCAAUCUUGGACAAAACCAUUGAACAUUUUGGAAAACUUGAUGUUUUGGUUAAUAAUGCAGGCAUCCUUUCUUCUGGAAGCAUAGAAAACACUUCUUUAGAACAAUACGACCAAAUAAUGAACACCAAUAUGCGAUCAGUUUAUCAACUAACAACAUUGGCGGUUCCUCACUUGAUUAAGACGGAAGGUACAAUUGUAAACGUAUCUAGUGUGAAUGGUAUUAGAGCAUUUCCUGGCGUUUUGGCAUAUUGUGUCUCUAAAGCAGCUCUGGAUCAAUUCACACGAUGUGUAGCCUUAGAGUUGGCUCCGAAAAAAGUUAGGUGUAAUAGUGUAAACCCAGGUGUCACCAUUACCAAUUUGCAUAAACGAUCUGGUAUGAAUCAAGAGCAAUAUGAAGCAUUUUUGAAAAGGAGCCAAGAGACUCAUGCUAUGGGUCGUCCAGGUACUCCAGAGGAGGUAGCUAAAACCAUAUUAUUUUUGGCUGGAAAUGAUUCUAGUUUCAUAACUGGGGCUACUUUACCUUGUGAUGGUGGUAGACAUGCAAUGUGUCCAAGAUAAUCUCAAUUUUAUGUUUGAUUUAAAACUUCUAUAAAACUUUUCUAUUUUUAAGAUAUAUAAAAGUGAUAUACUAUAUUGUUGCUUUGUUAUGCUUGAUUAAAUAUUUUGAGUAAUUACAAACAAAAUUUUUGAACUGUAGAUCCUUUACAAAGUAACCCUUUUGCCUGAAAUAGUUAAGAUAUAAAAGUGGAUUAAGAGGAUAAUGAAAUAAGAAAUGAAGUAUUUCAUGGAAUAAAAUAUAUUAUAAAUACA
Messenger RNA from Harmonia axyridis, 1243 nucleotides. RefSeq names its product 3-oxoacyl-[acyl-carrier-protein] reductase FabG-like. Bases 212 to 991 code for a protein of 259 amino acids. The record is from RefSeq and is a predicted model, not a curated record. Gene Ontology annotation, molecular function: oxidoreductase activity. The transcript is spliced from 2 exons. NCBI's taxonomy places the organism in Eukaryota, Metazoa, Arthropoda, Insecta, Coleoptera, Coccinellidae.